UAUGCAAAUGGGGUUUUGACUCCACUCGCAGGUUUUACGAAGAACUCCACGAGAUUUGGUGGCGUGGAUUGGGACGGUGUGAAGAACACCAAUAUACGCUUGCAACAAAUCGUACUCUUCUGCUCGGUUGCUAAAGCAUUUAGCUGUUGCUGCUGAGGUGAAGAGAAGCAAUUUCUCUGCAACUCACUCAGCCAACGCUCAUCAGGAGGAGGACGAUUGAGUUGGGAAUUUAGGGUAAAAACCGAACAAUAUUCUAAAGAGGAUAUAACGUUCUGGUAGAAGCAGAAAGCCAACCAAUUUCGUGCUUCCACAUCUUUUUGUGCUUCUACUACUAAGCUUUCAGAUUGGCGUUGGAGGAAGAGAGAUGUUGUACAUAGUGGGUCUGGGACUGGGCAACGAGAAGGACAUCACUCUCAGAGGUUUAGAAGCAGUGAAGAAAUGCGGAAAGGUCUACAUAGAGGCCUACACUUCUCUCCUCUCUUUCGGUCUCUCUUCCGAUGGCCUUUCCACAUUGGAACAGUUAUAUGGGAAAUUAAUCACACUAGCAGAUAGGGAAAUGGUGGAGGAAAAAGCAGAUGAAAUUCUAUCAGAGGCUCAUGGCUUUGAUGUGGCUUUCCUUGUUGUUGGGGAUCCUUUUGGAGCAACAACACACACUGAUCUUGUUGUUCGAGCAAAGAAGAUGGGGGUUGAAGUCAAGGUGGUACACAAUGCAUCAGUGAUGAAUGCAGUCGGUGUAUGUGGGUUACAACUCUACUGCUAUGGAGAGACAGUUUCAAUACCAUUUUUUACCGAAACAUGGAGGCCUGAUAGCUUUUAUGAGAAGAUUCAAAGAAACCGCAUACUCGGAUUACACACACUCUGCUUGCUAGAUAUACGAGUGAAGGAACCCUCACUGGAGUCCUUAUGCAGAGGAAGAAAGCAGUAUGAACCACCUAAAUACAUGACAAUAAACACUGCCAUUGAGCAGCUCUUGGAGGUGGAGCAAAAUCGUGGAGAAUCUGCGUAUGGUGAAGAGACUGAUUGUGUUGGGUUUGCUCGGCUGGGAUCUGAGGAUCAGAAGAUAGUUGCUGGUACGAUGAAGCAACUGCAGAUGAUUGAUUUUGGAACACCUCUGCAUUGCCUUGUCAUAGUAGGCAAGACCCAUCCGGUGGAAGAUGAAAUGCUGGACUUUUACAGACUUAAAGGAGAGAGUUUGGAACAGAUAGGUAAUAGGCAAUAGGAUUGUAUGAUUAUUUUUUUUUUUCCUCAAAAAGGAAAUGAGAUUGAUAUAUAUUGCCUCUUCAUGGAGGUUAGUCUUCCUUUUUGGUCUUGUGAUGAUCUAUUCUUGCUCUUUUAAUUGUAAAAGCAUUCACUUAAUCAUGCUUGAUCUUCUUUUCUACAAGACACUUCUCAUACUAACGUUAGCAAAGAUUUGAUUGCAGAAGUUGUGUAUGUCAUAUGGUGGCUGGGUUUGUUUGAGUUAAAAAUUUCAUUAUGGCAGUUUUACUGCUCAAGUGACGGUCACUGAAUGACUGGUAAUCAGAUGAAGAAUUUGUUUUUUUAGUA
Corylus avellana is the source of this 1545-nucleotide messenger RNA. The record is from RefSeq and is a predicted model, not a curated record. Lineage: Eukaryota; Viridiplantae; Streptophyta; Magnoliopsida; Fagales; Betulaceae.